GAGUGUUCAGCGUUGUUGUUUCCUGAUGUUCUCACAGCCUCCGUGUUUCCCUUCUCCUCGUGUGCAGACUGUCUGGGCCUGCGCUUCACCUGGCUCCACUCGCUCUUCGACAAUUUCCCCUCGUUGCUGAAUUUCGCCGUGAAGCUUCGCUGCGAGACGGGACUUUGUCCCGGCGACCUGGAAGAUUACGGCUGCUCCUGCAGAUACGUCGCAGCUGGAAACCCUGUGGAUCCUCUGGACACCUGCUGUGACACUCACAGGCUGUGUUACCAGAACGCCGCCCCCUGCAGGCAGACGCUGCCGCUGCUCCCGAGCAACGUCACCUGUUCACCUGCAAACAGCAGCUGUGAUGCUGGUGACUGGUGCCAGCAGAGGUUUUGUGAAUGUGACCAGGCCGCCGUCGACUGCGUGAGUCAGAGCUCGUACAACUCGACGCUGCGAGGCCUCGCGGCGUCGUCGUGCUCUGCCGCGAAUCAGACGGAUCUACUCGGCGUUACCGUGGAGACGGACGAUGCCUUCAGAGGAGCAGACGCUCUCUCGGCUCUGAACGACUCUCUGAGCUUCCAGCUCAACUCCAGCUCCUCCGACCUGUCGGCAGAGGUUGAGGAAGGGGAAGUCGGUGCCGAGCAGCUAGAAGAGACGAUGCACCCGAGUUUCCUCUCUGAAGAUCUGAAUGUGACCGUGACACAAGAGCCACCGGAGCAGGAAGAGAUAAAAGUGGAUCCUGCAUCACUCGGCCCGGAUCCGGUUCCGUUGGUCCACGAUGGAGAAUCGCCGAGCGGAGCAGAAUGGGAUCUGAGCUCUGCAGGUGAACAGUCGAAGACGACUUCCCUGAGGACCACAACUCCCAUCAGGCCGACGCCGACGGACGAGUCGUCUGAGGAAGUCCCAACUCCAUCACUGACGUCAGCAAAAUCACAAAACGGCCAAAUCGGGGAAAAGACAACAACCACGUCCCACAGGACGCCGCCGGAGGAGGAGGAGGAGGAGGAGGAGGAGGAGGAGGAGGAUGAUGAAGAGGAGGAUGAUGAAGAGGAGGAAGAGGAGCAGGAGGCCUCAGAUGAGCACGUCAACAGUGUGUUCACAACCUCAACCAGCACCACGGCAUCAACGCAGCCGCCGACCACAGAGUCCGACAAGGCGACGGGAAGCUUGACACCGACGGCGAAGACGACGUUGGCUCCGCCCACAGGCGUCGGCUUGACAUUCACACCUGCAUCAGCCUCGGCGUCAGAGGAGAGCGCCUCCUCCCAGAGGACGACUGAAGGGCCGGAGGUCACGAGAGGCACCGUGGCUCCGCCCACAGAUCCUGCCGGGUCACGGGAGGACGACUCCACCCCUCCCCCCCCUCCCCCACUGAGCAGAGGUGAAGAGCUUCUAACAUCUACAUCAUCAUCGUCAUCAUCAUCACCAUCAUCAUCAUCAUCAUCAUCAUCCACCUCAGAGAGCAGCGUUGCCCAGACGACGGCGGGAGGACGAGUCUCCUCCGUCAGACCCACGACCACGACACCGGGGAAGUCUCCCGAGGACCAAUCUGUGGAGGACAAACCUCCGUGUGAGGACGCAGACGUGACGGACAGCUCGCAGGAGGAAGACGCCGACGACUGGGACGUGGCUCGGAGGAGGUCGGUGCCGUUCUUCGCCUGGUCGCUGCUGGAGUCGGUGGGUUUGUCCGACCUGCAGCUUCAGCCCGACAGCAAAGAAUGCCGUCGCUCCUUCACCGUGUACGGCAGCGACGGGCGGAGCCGCCGCGAGAUGCCGGCGCUGGGCGAGAUGCUCCACUGCCUGACGGGACGAUGUCCACACGAGUACGAGAUGUACGGCUGCUACUGCGGACGGGAGGGCGGCGGGCGGCCGCUGGACCAGCUGGACAGGUGCUGCUUCUUCCAUCACUGCUGCCUGAAGCAGAUCGGCUCCAUGGGCUGCAGGUCGGACCGGACGCUCAACGCCCGGACGACCUGCGACGACGGGAAAGCGCGAUGUCAGGGCGUCAGCGUGUGUGACAAGCUGCAGUGUGUGUGCGACCGGGCCACAGCCGAGUGCAUGGCGGCGGCCCACUUCAACCACAGCCUGCCGUCCCUGCGGUGCGGCGGACCCGGACCGCCCUGUCGCCGGGCCAGUCGAGAACCCGAACCGCGGCUUUCCCCUCAGUCCAGCGAGGAGAGCGACGAGGCGGCGGGAGGAAGCUCGGACACGCACGAACUGACGGACCAGGAACCUGCGGCUGAUACCAACACUCCUCGUCCUCCUCACGACAGGCGGCAAGAGAGAAGUGAUGAAACAAACCUGAAGGACGAAGAGAAGUUAAAACCUGGAUCAGCUGUCGACCCGACACCACCACCUCCUCCUCGUCCUCCUCCUGCUCUUCCUCGUCCUCCUCCUCCUCCUCCUCCUCCUCCUGCUCUUCCUCGUCCUCCUCCUGCUCUUCCUCCUCCUCCUCCUGCUCUUCCUCUUCCUCCUCCUCCUCCUCCUCCUGCUCUUCCUCCUCCUCCUCCUCCUCCUCAACCCGGCUCCAGUGACGAGAGCAGAGAGACACCGACAUUCGACGUGACUCAAACCCAAAACCACAGGCCGAGUCCAGAUCAGAGCGAAGGACCAUGGCCAUCGAGACGACCGGGAGGGACAGGGGUGGAACAGGAAGAGGAACAGGAAGAGGAACAGGAAGAGGAACAGGAAAAGGAGGAGGAAGAGGAGGAGGAAGAGGAAGGAAACUAGAAGUGGGUAUAGUGUGUUUAAAGGCAGCUUUGGGGUUUCAAGUCAUUUUUGGGUCUUUGAUAAAGAUAAAUUUGCGGUCACAGAAUUUAUAGAGAUAAUGUUGAAAAUAAAAAGGGUUUCCUGUGA
Molecule: messenger RNA, 2841 nt
Organism: Scophthalmus maximus (turbot)
Lineage: Eukaryota; Metazoa; Chordata; Actinopteri; Pleuronectiformes; Scophthalmidae
Gene: oc90
Product: otoconin 90
Exons: 18
Biological process (GO): lipid catabolic process; phospholipid metabolic process; arachidonate secretion
Cellular component (GO): extracellular matrix
Molecular function (GO): calcium ion binding; phospholipid binding
Source: RefSeq, a predicted model, not a curated record